Molecule: messenger RNA, 1521 nt
Organism: Mucor velutinosus
Lineage: Eukaryota; Fungi; Mucoromycota; Mucoromycetes; Mucorales; Mucoraceae
Product: DNA helicase
Exons: 4
Coding region: 1-1521 (506 amino acids)
Biological process (GO): thiamine biosynthetic process
Cellular component (GO): cytoplasm
Molecular function (GO): ATP binding; thiamine-phosphate diphosphorylase activity; magnesium ion binding
Source: RefSeq, a predicted model, not a curated record
AUGUCCAUCAAGAAAAUUGAUUACUCACUGUAUCUUGUCACUGACCGCUCUCUUGUUCCCGAGGGCAAGACAUUUCUAGGACAAAUUGAACGUGCACUGGAGGGAGGUGUUACGCUUGUUCAACUUCGUGAAAAGGACACCGAGACUGGACCAUUUAUCGACUUUGCAUUCAAGGUCAAGGCAUUGACACGCAAAUUUGGCGUGCCAUUGAUCAUCAAUGAUCGUAUAGAUGUUGCUCAAGCCGUGGAUGCUGAAGGUGUUCAUAUCGGUCAAGAUGAUAUGCCUCUGACAAGAGCAAGAGAGAUCUUGGGUCCCCAUAAGAUCAUUGGUGUCUCUUGCAAUACGGAGCAAGAAGCUGCUAUUGCUAUUCGUGAUGGUGCUGAUUACUUGGGUAUCGGUGCUGUUUGGUUUACAUCUACCAAGAAGAAUAUCAAGGAACCUUUGGGUGUGGAAGGCGUGCAACGCAUUCUCAAAUCCAUGGAAGCAAACCCUGUGCCAACGGUUGCUAUUGGUGGCAUUGGGGCCAAGAACGCUUGUGAAUUGUUGGAAGGAUCAGAUACAGGUAAAAUCCACAUUGAUGGCCUUGCUAUCGUGUCUGCCAUCAUGGCAGCUGAAGACCCUAAAGUUGCUUGUGAGGAACUACUGAGAUUGGUCCGCUCCAGUUUGAGCAAGGUGGGAGUAAAAGUCAACAACACGGUGAAGGAUGCUGUCCAAUUUGCUGUUCAAGCUGCAAAGAACAUCAAGGAAAAGACACCUAUGGUGCAUCAUAUUACCAAUUAUGUGGUGAUCAAUGAUAAUGCCAAUGCAACAUUGGCUGUUGGCGCAUCUCCCAUUAUGUCCACCAACCGUCAAGAAAUGGAAGAACUAGCAGCAGUCAAUGGCGCCAUGUUGUUGAACAUGGGCACACUAAACGAUGUGGAUACCAUGAUUUUAGCAGCUCAAGCCAAUGUGCGCCACAAGAACCCUGUUGUGUUGGACCCUGUUGGAUGUGGUGCUACAAAAUUCAGAAGAGAGACAUUGACACGAUUCUUGAACGAGUGCGAUUUAACGGUUAUCAAGGGAAACGCAGGAGAGAUUUUAUCCAUGGCUGGCCUUGGAGGUAAAUCAAGAGGUGUGGAUUCAGUGGGCAGCAAUGACGAGCAAUUGAUGGUAAAUGCUGUCAAGACACUUGCCAGACAAAACAACUGUGUAAUUGGAUUGACAGGCCCUACCGACUAUGUGUCUGAUGGAGAACGCGUGUUUGCUAUCGAAAAUGGAGAUGCAUUAUUACCGUUGAUUACUGGCAGUGGCUGUAUGGUAUCAUCUAUUGUAGCCUGCUUCACUGCAGCAAACCGUGAUGACUAUCUGUUAGCCACUGUUGCUGGUAUUCUCACAGUUACAGUAGCCUCAGAAAUAGCUGCUGCCCGUGAGUAUGUCAAUGGACCAGGCACUUUCCGUGCUGCCCUGAUCGAUGAAUUGUAUAAUGUGACAAAUUCACCAGAGUUACUGGAGAAAUAUGCUAGAAUUCGCACCGUUGAAUAA